Magnolia sinica is the source of this 1607-nucleotide messenger RNA. Its product is annotated as endonuclease 1. The record is from RefSeq and is a predicted model, not a curated record. NCBI's taxonomy places the organism in Eukaryota, Viridiplantae, Streptophyta, Magnoliopsida, Magnoliales, Magnoliaceae. The transcript has 9 exons. Gene Ontology annotation, molecular function: endonuclease activity; nucleic acid binding. Bases 548 to 1477 code for a protein of 309 amino acids. Gene Ontology annotation, biological process: DNA catabolic process.
UUGUGACACUACUUUCGGAUAAGAGUAUGUUUUGUGUCGGUUGCGGUCUUGUGGUGUCAACACGUGACGACCUUCGAUUGACCCAUAUCAGGGCACUGAAAAUGGGUGUAAACAAUCCGCAUCAUGUUUUCAAUGGGCUUGAUUUACGAACCAGCGCACACGGUGGGGUGCACGUUGAAGAACAGCCUGAUUGACGAGCCAGGGCACAUGGUGGGGUGCAUGUAGUGAACAGCCCUGAUCCAGCGCGCGUUUUUCUGAGUGACCAAUCAUAUGUUUUCCUAACCAUAGCUUAGUCUACAGUGGAGGCCAUCAGACCACCUUACACGUGGCAAAAUCGAUGGUUGAGAUGGCAUGGUGACUAGCUGUCCAUCCCAUUUGCCAAACAGGAAUCUUCCUUCAAAUAUGCUGAGAUAUGAACUUCCGGGACACUACAUGGGAAACAUGAUGCUUGCACUCAAGGAUAAGCUCUUCGGUUUCUAUUUAUUACUAUAUAUAAGAAUGUUACAAUGUACAAUGGACUCACCUCUCAUGUAUUGUCACUAAAGGAAUGGGAAAAGGAUUCGAGACAAUGGAUAGGAUUGGUGGACGGUUGAGCUUGUUCCUGAUGGUGGGCCUUUUUUUAAUUUUUGCCCCUGGGGCUGGGGCAUGGAGCAAGGAGGGCCACAUGAUCACAUGCCGGAUCGCUCAGGCACUAUUGGAGCCUGAGGCUGCACAUGCUGUCCACAAUUUGUUGCCCGAUUACGCCAACGGAGACUUGUCGGCCCUCUGCACAUGGCCCGAUCAAAUUCGGCACUGGUACAGAUACAGGUGGACCAGUCCGCUUCAUUUCAUCGAUACGCCGGAUAAUGCCUGCACCUUUGAUUAUUCGAGGGAUUGCCAUGAUCCACAUGGAAAAGAGAACAUGUGUGUCGCUGGUGCGGUCAGGAAUUUCACAUCUCAGCUUUUGCAUUACAGAGAAGGAUCAUCUGACCGUCGAUAUAAUAUGACUGAAGCCUUGUUAUUUUUAUCACACUUCAUGGGAGAUGUCCAUCAGCCUCUGCAUGUGGGAUUCACCAGCGAUCAAGGUGGAAACACCAUACAAUUGCGCUGGUAUCGGCACAAAUCCAACCUUCACCAUGUGUGGGAUAGGGAGAUCAUCUUAACAGCUAUUAAAGAGCUUUAUGGGAAAGACGUGGAUCUGUUCCAAGAAGACAUUCAAACCAACUACACUAGUGGGAUAUGGUCAGAUGAUAUCUCAUCUUGGGGAGAUUGUGAUGACCUCUUCUCUUGCCCAAAUAAGUACGCUGCUGAGAGCAUUAGCUUAGCCUGCAAAUGGGGUUACGAAGGCAUUGAAUCGGGUGAGACUUUGGCAGAUGAUUAUUUCAAUUCGCGUUUUCCGAUCGUUGCCAAACGAAUCGCGCAGGGUGGAGUGAGGUUGGCAAUGAUUCUAAAUCGUGUGUUCAGUGAACACAAUCAAGAGAUCCCACGGCCAACCUGAAUAUCACUAAUCCCAUGUCAUUAACUUGACUGAUUCAAGUGUAGAAUAAUCUCCAAACAACAUGUAUCAUUGAUAUCUUAAAAUUGUAGUAGCAUCCAAACAUUUGAAUGGUGUAAGCCACUUUUGAGUA